CUAGCUUCUUGUUACUACUAGUAAGGCACCUGUUACUACUAGCGUGGCACCUGUUACUACUAGCUUCUUGUUACUACUAGUAACUUCAAGUAUUAUUCAAGCAAUCUUAAUGUGAGAUAAUGCAGGGUCAGGGUCGCAGCAGCUCUGCUCGUGCUGAGCUCGGUGGCAUCAUCAGUCAGCGACAAUGUGAGAUAAUGUGACCAACAAUGGAUGAAUCAUAGGAAGCUGACGACCCCCCUCACCCAAGUCACCAAGUGAACCGCUAUUGAACAAUCUCUACAUUGAGCGUGCAUGACUAGCUAGCACUGACCGUAACUAGAUGCUCGCAAUGCCACUCUUUUUCUGCAACAUCACCAGCAUUUUGCUGGAUUCUAUGCUGUACCAAGUCAGCAGCUGCACACCCAUUGCCACCCGUUGCCACCAAUCGACCGUUCCUCUCACCGCACACGGGCGGCGUUCAUCUCUCAACCUCUUCGGUGUCCUCUUCACCCGUUGCUCUCGCCCGCGGGCCGCCGCCGCUCCCGCCGAGGAGGAGGAGCGCCGGCGGUGGCUGGAGGAUCUCACCACCGAGCUCCGCGUGGCACGGCGCCAGUGCCUCCGCAUUUGUGCGCCGUUGAGUCCUGAGGACUUUGGCCGCGAAGCUCUGUUGGCCGAAGGGCUUCAGAGCGACCAUGAUGCCAACCGCUAUGCGGCUGCGCUGGAGGCGGUGAUCGACCAGAGAAGCGAGGACGAGCCGCCCUGAAAAGCGCCCGACCGUGGGCGGCGUUGCUUCACGCAUGAAGCGUCACGUCGCUUGGGGGUAGUUUUGGACCAUGCUCGUGGUAUAGGUGGUGCAACCCUUUUUGAAGCCAAGACAUUGGUGUGGUCGAAGCAAAACAGUCUCAGCUGAAGGCUUUAAGGGGAUGCACAUGUGGCCGACCCCAUGAUUUGGGUUCUGAACAUUUCUGCUGCUCAUCAAAUUGCUUUGGAAGCGCUCUUCCGCGCUUCGCAGUGCCUCCCACAUUGCCGGACGUCCACUUCGGCUGCGCCCACUUCGGCUGCGCCUUUCUUGCCGGUGCUUCGGGAGCCCAUUUCGGAUGCAGCUUCCAACUGGGAUCCGAAGGAGUUGCUUCGAAGUGGUUGGACCAAACCUUGGACUCCACCCGCCCUGCCCGUCCCACUCCACUCACCGGUCGACCGGACUGGCGGAGGUCGUUGAAUAUCACCACGGUGGACCUGGCGCGGGUCUUCCGCACGGACCCCAAAGCCAUGAUUUGACCGGAACACGAGCCCAAAAAGCUGUGAGCAGGAGAUUGUGGAGUAGCUUCCCGAGGAACAUGCGGAUGACUCGACCAAAGUUGCCGAGAAUUGAGAAGCACACCAGAACGUUGGAUUGCGAUUUUCAUGCAACUCUGAGCUUGCCGAACUGCCUUGGUUAAUUCUUUGCUUCGAAGUGAUGUUACAGUUACAUUACGAGUUCCAGAGCUGGCUCACAUUUCUAGUUCAUCUUCGGACCUCCUGAGGUGAGAAUGUCCGGAAAGAGGACUCAGUGGUG
Molecule: messenger RNA, 1534 nt
Organism: Durusdinium trenchii
Lineage: Eukaryota; Dinophyceae; Suessiales; Symbiodiniaceae
Source: the annotation of a GenBank genome assembly